UCAGCCUGUGGAUGUGUGCCUGCCACGGGGCUCCUUCACCGGCAAAGUGGAAAAAGAAGUGGUUCACGAGAAAUUCUUCUUUUGGGUUGGGGGAAACCUACUGGAUUAUAACUGUUUUCUUCUUUUCAAAACCGGGCGUCCCUGGACUGGAAGGAAAUCUACAAGUGGCCUGACGUUUGAUGCUCCAGAGUCUUCUGAGGCUCGUUGCUUGACUUCUACGGAAGCGGGACUAAUUGAGGAGGAGUAGGGGCCCUCUGUUUCUGAGGAUUCUGUUCUACAGAGAAUGUUCUGCACCCACUGAUCUCCAGCUCCAUCUUCUGAAAUGAUCCUGAUUCCCAGAAUGCCACUGGUGCUGCUCCUGCUCCUGCUCAUCCUGGGCUCUGCAAGAGCUCAGGUUAAUCCAGCCAUAUGUCGCUAUCCUCUGGGCAUGUCAGGAGGCCACAUUCCAGAUGAGGACAUCACAGCUUCAAGUCAGUGGUCAGAAUCCACAGCUGCCAAAUAUGGGAGGCUGGACUCUGAAGAAGGAGAUGGCGCCUGGUGCCCUGAGAUACCAGUGCAACCCGACGACCUGAAGGAAUUUCUGCAGAUUGACUUACGGACCCUACACUUUAUCACUCUUGUGGGGACCCAGGGGCGCCAUGCUGGAGGUCAUGGUAUUGAAUUUGCACCCAUGUACAAGAUCAACUACAGUCGGGAUGGCAGUCGCUGGAUCUCCUGGCGUAACCGGCAUGGGAAGCAGGUGCUUGAUGGCAACAGUAACCCUUAUGAUGUUUUCCUGAAGGACUUGGAGCCACCCAUUGUAGCCAGAUUUGUUCGCCUUAUCCCAGUCACUGACCACUCCAUGAACGUGUGCAUGAGGGUUGAGCUCUAUGGUUGUGUCUGGCUAGAUGGCUUGGUAUCUUACAAUGCUCCAGCUGGGCAGCAGUUUGUACUCCCUGGAGGCUCCAUCAUUUAUCUGAAUGAUUCUGUCUAUGAUGGAGCUGUUGGGUACAGCAUGACUGAAGGGCUAGGCCAGUUGACUGAUGGAGUUUCUGGCCUGGAUGAUUUUACCCAGACCCAUGAAUACCAUGUGUGGCCUGGCUAUGACUAUGUGGGAUGGCGGAACGAGAGCGCUACCAAUGGCUUCAUCGAGAUCAUGUUUGAAUUUGACCGAAUCAGGAAUUUUACUACCAUGAAGGUCCACUGCAACAACAUGUUUGCUAAAGGUGUGAAGAUCUUUAAGGAGGUCCAGUGCUACUUCCGCUCUGAAGCCAGCGAGUGGGAACCCACUGCUGUCUACUUUCCCCUGGUCCUGGAUGAUGUGAAUCCCAGUGCCCGGUUUGUCACGGUGCCCCUCCACCACCGAAUGGCUAGUGCCAUCAAAUGCCAAUACCAUUUUGCCGACACAUGGAUGAUGUUCAGCGAGAUCACCUUCCAAUCAGAUGCUGCAAUGUAUAAUAACUCCGGAGCCCUUCCUGCCUCUCCUGUGGCACCCACAACCUAUGAUCCCAUGCUUAAAGUUGACGACAGCAACACCCGGAUCCUGAUUGGUUGCUUGGUGGCCAUCAUCUUCAUCCUGCUGGCUAUCAUCGUCAUCAUCCUGUGGAGGCAGUUCUGGCAGAAGAUGCUAGAAAAGGCUUCACGGAGGAUGCUGGAUGAUGAAAUGACAGUCAGCCUUUCCCUGCCCAGCGAGUCCAGCAUGUUCAAUAACAACCGGUCCUCAUCACCGAGUGAACAGGAGUCCAACUCGACUUACGAUCGAAUCUUCCCCCUUCGCCCUGACUACCAGGAGCCAUCCAGACUGAUCCGAAAGCUCCCAGAGUUUGCCCCAGGGGAGGAGGAAUCAGGCUGCAGUGGUGUUGUGAAGCCAGCCCAGCCCAGUGGACCUGAGGGUGUGCCCCACUAUGCAGAAGCUGACAUCGUGAAUCUCCAGGGAGUGACAGGUGGUAACACCUACUCUGUGCCCGCUGUCACCAUGGACUUGCUCUCAGGAAAAGAUGUGGCUGUGGAAGAGUUCCCCAGGAAACUGCUGGCCUUCAAGGAGAAGCUGGGAGAAGGCCAGUUUGGGGAGGUUCAUCUCUGUGAAGUGGAGGGGAUGGAAAAAUUCAAAGACAAAGAUUUUGCACUCGAUGUCAGUGCCAACCAGCCUGUCCUGGUGGCCGUGAAAAUGCUCCGAGCAGACGCCAACAAGAAUGCCAGGAAUGAUUUUCUUAAGGAGAUAAAGAUCAUGUCUCGGCUCAAGGACCCAAACAUCAUCCGUCUCUUAGCUGUGUGCAUCACUGAGGACCCGCUCUGCAUGAUCACGGAGUACAUGGAAAAUGGAGAUCUCAAUCAGUUUCUCUCUCGCCAUGAGCCUCUGAGUUCUUGUUCUAGCAGUGCCACUGUCAGUUACACCAACCUGAGGUUUAUGGCUACCCAGAUUGCCUCUGGUAUGAAGUACCUUUCAUCUCUCAACUUUGUCCACCGAGAUCUGGCCACACGAAACUGCUUAGUGGGCAAGAAUUACACCAUCAAGAUAGCUGAUUUUGGGAUGAGCAGAAACCUGUACAGUGGUGACUACUACCGGAUCCAGGGCCGGGCAGUGCUCCCCAUCCGCUGGAUGUCCUGGGAAAGCAUCUUGCUGGGAAAAUUCACCACAGCAAGCGAUGUGUGGGCCUUUGGGGUGACUCUGUGGGAGACUUUCACCUUCUGCCAGGAGCAGCCCUAUUCUCAGCUGUCAGAUGAGCAGGUUAUUGAGAACACUGGAGAAUUCUUCCGAGACCAAGGGAAGCAGAUCUAUCUCCCUCAACCAGCCAUUUGCCCCGACUCUCUGUAUAAGCUGAUGCUCAGUUGCUGGAGAAGAGAAACCAAGCACCGACCAUCCUUCCAAGAAAUACACCUUCUGCUUCUUCAGCAAGGAGCUGAGUGAUGCCAUCGGUUCCUGGCAAUGUUCCUGUGGUCCAGAUCCUUCCCACAAGGCCUAGCGCUCACCCACAUCUAAGCCACUCCAGCCGGACAUUCGAUGGACCUGAGAGACAGUCACUCUGCCCUCUCUGUCCCGCCUCCACUACACUUCCCUGCUUCCUACCGUUGACUCACAUAUACUUUUUUUUUUACAUGAAAUAACUAAAAGAAGAAAAAAUAUAGAGCAGAUAUUAGUAAAAGAAAUGUUACUUGAUAUACCAAACGGUUAGAUAAUGAAGACUAGCAACUUUGAUAAUUUAUAAAGGUUAUGCUUAUGUUUAUAAGUGUGCAGAUCCUACAAUAUUUUUCCAUGUCACUUUCUGUAAAAUAUCUUUAGAAAGAAAAACUUGAAGAAUAUGAAUGUCUUGGGAAACAUGAGAUUAGGCUUAAGGAAAAUACUUGGUAGUAAUGAGGAGUUGCAGGAUUUGGCAUUCUACAACAAAUGGAUGAUUUUAAAAAAGCUCUACCUUGUUUCUUGGAAUUCUUCAAUCAUGGCCAGAGAUCGGAGCCUACCUAUGAAACAGGGCAUAUGGGUAGAAAGAAGUGUCUGUUGAAGUAGGACACAGAAAGGGAAAGAUUCCAGUAGACCAUGGUCAUAGGAAAGGAGGUCCUUGGAGGAUUCGUUGUUCAUGUGUGAGUGUCUUCACCUGUGUGUUUUAGUGACAACUUGACAUUAGUCAGUAAAGCCUAGUGUUUUGAUACUUUAGUGGUUGCUCCAUCCGUUCCUUGUGCCAGUUCUAUUUCUUUCAAUAUGUGGUGCCUUUGUGGGACUUGUAGGCUAGGGCCUCAACUUCUCAGGCAUAAGUGACCAAUGUCAUGCCCAACAUACAAGAGAUAUGUUCAGAGUGUUUCCAAAAGGUUAGAAGAAGUUAUAGGAAGACUUUUUUUCUAUUCCUUACUUGGGAAAAUAUGGAAAUAGAACAUACACAGGUGAAUGGGCUUCCUCAGAGAUGGGGAGUCUCUCAUCUCUGAAAAGUUUCGGAUACUAUCUGAUGAACUAUGCAAGGAAGAGGUUCUUGAAUACCGGAUACAUAUGCAUGGGGUAAUAAAAGGAUGACCAUUUGGUGUUACUGCAAGUGUUUUUGCCAAAGAUAGUGUGGGCAGUGGCAAAGUAUGAAGUUCUGGCUUUGAGAUUCAUGAGAACAGAUGCAUGAUCAAACAGGAGUCACCUUAGAGCAGAUCCUAAGUUUUCAUCUUCCAUAAACUCUAUCAUUCAGCAGAAAUAUAGACUAUAAAACCCCUAAGUACUACAAAGGGAAACCAAGCCGAGGUAAAAUAGUAAUGGCCUGCUUCUGUCUAUCCAGUCAGCUUGCUCCAUGGUCUCUAUGAAACCUGAGAGUUUCUUGGUUCAGCCUUCAGCAUGGCUACAGGACACAGCAGAUGUAUAACUCUAAGUCUUAACAUUAAUUUUGUAGAUCCCAUUCACUCAUAGCAAAUUUUACCUCUUCCAUGGCUUUCCUCUCAAACAAAGAGGUCAGAGAGAGCUUUGGGUUGGGAACUCUCGUCCUGUUCUCCCUCAAGCCAAGUAUGCCAUCUUCCCAAGUCUUGCUUCUCUCUGAAUUUGUUUUCUUAUCUGUCUCCCAUGAAAAUCAAAUUAGAUGAUUUAGUAAUCUCUUGGAGUUCUGCUAGGUUUUGUGCUUGCUGGAUAACUAGAUUUGUGGUUGAUGUAGGUUCAGUUUCUGCUCAGACAAUUGUGGCCAGUAAUAGUGAUUCUGAGAGACAUUAUUUAAGUAAUAUGGCACCUGCAUUAUAGCUGCUGUAGAGUGAUCAGGUAUUUUCAUGUUAUCUCAUUUGAUAGUUCUAGGGCCAGACAUGUUUCUUUCACAACUCUUGACUAUAUGCUCUUCAGUAUUCUGCCCCCAGUUCACUGUAUUCCUUUGAAAAUGAAAUUUCCAGGACUUUGCUUUAUGGAACUAAUCUAUUCCAGAUGGCUAUCAGAUAUAUAUCAUCAUGUACAGGCACUUUUUUUUGGUAUUAAGAAGGUUCCACCUUCUGGCACUGAAACCUUUGUAUUAUAGACACAGGUUUAGUUUCUAUUUACACUAGUAGAAUUUAGCAGUACACGUUUGAGUGACCUACCGUGGUAGACACGGUAAGGGCUUACUCUAAAGACUUACUCUGUAGAAAGGUAGCUCAAAUCUGAAUUAGAGAAAUGGAGGUAAGCUUUGAAAGAAAGCAGAAACAGAUGAGAAACUGUUGGUUAUUGUUAUUUUCCCAGGUUACUUGUGAUCAUGAUAUAUGUGAACAAUUUAUGUCAAGAUGUCCUUUAGACUGUCAUAUUUCAAUUUAUACCUUUGUUGAUGAAUGCAUACAUUAUCCAGGUCCAUUUUUUUUUAAUGUUGGGGCUCAUACCUAGAGCUCACAUUUGCUAGGCAUGGGUUCUGUCAUUGUAUCUAUGUUCAAAUCUUGAUAUAUAGCCUAGUAUCUAUGUUCAAGUCUUGACCUGGUGACCAGACAAAUGUGUAAAUAUGUCACAUAUGUGAUCUGGAGUGGAAACGAGUGCACUGAGGGGAGCCUGCAUUGUUGGAGCUAUGGAAAGAUUGUCUGUGAAUGCUCAAAACUGCAUAACAAAAGAGGGCUAGAUGCAAGUGUGCAAGUAGUAUUUUUAAAAAGUGGUUACAGGAAUGUAUGUGUGUGUGUGGCUGGAUGGAGAGGAUGGGGAGAAAAAUGAAAAAGAAGUCUCCACGAAGAGAGGCAAGGAGAGAUUCUAGAGAAGACGCAGGGUGAGGCAAGUCAGAUGUGGUAGAGACAGGGCUGGGUGGAGGCCGUGAAGUCAACACUGAUGCAUGAAAAAAGAUCUGAGAGAGGUUAGAAAAGGUGUCUUGGGAAGAAUUGGAGAGUAAGUAAAGGAGACAUGCUGAGUGAGGGAGCCUGACUUGAUUAAAUCGAUGGAAGGUCCACCGUAGGUAAUGCAAGGGAUUUUUGCAGAGUUGGGGAAGCACAUGGUCUUCAUGGAUACAGAAACAAGUAGCCACCAGAGCCACUAGGGAGUGACCUCCUCAUCUCAGAAAGUGGGUACAGAAGGUAGUUUGCUCCUCUGUGGGUUCUAGACCACAUCUAGCGCUGGUGGCCAUGUUGUCUGUGUCCCGGACUUGAGUUUCAUGUGCUGUUUUGGCAUGAAGACCUAGGAGUUUGUGGUAGUUACCGAAUCCACUUUCAUUGAUGCUCAUCCUUGCUUGGUCUAAAAUGGCCACAGCAAACAUGAAAACAACAGGUGUAAGUUAGACAAUACUAAACUUUGUCUCAUUUUUGACAGAGGGGUGUGCCAUAUUGGAAACAUGUUUGUCUAUUUACCACCCGGGCAUUCCACAAGACCAGUGUGAUGUGGGCUUAGGCCAUGUGUUUUAAGUAAAGAGGAGGUGGGGGGGCGUGUCAGGAUAAAGUGGGUGUGGGAAGGUGUUCUGAAGACAUGUAUUAGAAAACAGAGCAGUGUCUGGUUUCAUCCAGUACAAAAUGAAAAGAAUUGCAAUACGUUGCUUACUGCAAUGCAACUUUGAUCCUAAGUUGAAUUUGUGGGCUUGGCAUUUGCAUCAUAGUCUUUUUGUUUUCUUUUGAAGCCUAUGUCCUUGGGCACUGUGUGGGGUAAGCCCCCCCCCCCAAUGUUUUGGCAAGAUGCCGAUUCUGGUCUCCUGGAAAACUUUUUGAAGUUUCAUAUUCUAGAAACAGAUGAAUGUCAUUGGUGCUUGGUGAGUUAAUUGGAAUCCCAAGUUAAGAAAGAAGGAAGCUGGGUAGUUACUAAGGACUUGAGUAGUCUGGCAGGAAAAGACUGGGGAGGGACCAGUUAGCUGUCCCAUGUUUUUCAGAAAUUUCUUAUUUUGCAAUUGUCUGAGACUUGAAAUAAGUUACAAAAUAAUCAGCACAGAAUAGUCUUACCCCGGAUCUGUUCCUCACCCCCCUCCCUACCCCCGCUGAAAAUAUUUUAGUCUAUUUUCACCUGUUUGAACCAUUUUCAAAACUAAACUCUAGGCCCAACUUGGCUUUCACCGGUGUUCCUACCUUGUAUGCCUUUGCUCACCUGAUAUUUUUAGCCUUUGUUGGUUUGUUACCUGGCUUUGGUGGCAUACAGGAUAAAAGAUUCUACCUAGAUAUUACAACUGAGAGAAAACAUCGAGUUGACAAGAGCUUUUAUCCGUGACCAAUGUUCCACGUAUUUGCUGAGUCCACUUUUAAUUAAAGCUCACCAUUGCUGGGCCUAGAAUGGCCAGGUCAUGACACAGGAUUCAUGCCUCAUGACUAACUCCUCUGUUUGGUACCCCCAAACAACCCAAGAACAACUUCAGAAGAGUAACAAUCUAAAAGGCUUUUAAGUGGGGAGGAAUCCUAAACAGAAGAAUGGGACUUGUGUUGGUGACAAGAGGGGUCUAUGAUAAAGCAGUGCUUUGGUCAAGAAUUAAGUGGUGCUGAAUGGAAGGAAGCAGGGGUAGUCUGGACCUGGAAGAUGACACAAAUAUCACCCCCCCCCCAAUGUGAGGUUAACCGUUGUCUUCAGAGAACCAGCGAAGCUUCGUUUGCUUAGCUGUUCAUCCUUAAUUGUAAUAUCAGCUGCUAAACUAAAUGUAAACACAACAGCUUCCUGGGGAAGAGUUAAAAGUUGAAACUCUAGUUUCCUGGAUCAUGACUUUGGGUUUUCUGUUAGACAUUUUAAAGCUGUCUUGCUUAAGGGCUACAGAAUAGUAAUUGUCUGUGGCUUAUGGAUUUCCUAGCACACAAGUGAAUAUUUUGUGAAUUUAUGUUUUUAAUGAAUAAAGUAUGGAAAAAUUA
Molecule: messenger RNA, 7683 nt
Organism: Apodemus sylvaticus (European woodmouse)
Lineage: Eukaryota; Metazoa; Chordata; Mammalia; Rodentia; Muridae
Gene: Ddr2
Product: discoidin domain receptor tyrosine kinase 2
Exons: 18
Coding region: 323-2887 (854 amino acids)
Biological process (GO): protein phosphorylation; cell surface receptor protein tyrosine kinase signaling pathway; positive regulation of kinase activity
Cellular component (GO): signaling receptor complex; membrane
Molecular function (GO): protein tyrosine kinase collagen receptor activity; ATP binding; collagen binding
Source: RefSeq, a predicted model, not a curated record